Molecule: messenger RNA, 857 nt
Organism: Mya arenaria
Lineage: Eukaryota; Metazoa; Mollusca; Bivalvia; Myida; Myidae
Exons: 4
Coding region: 1-669 (222 amino acids)
Source: RefSeq, a predicted model, not a curated record
AUGCCAACGGGGGUGUGUUCUGAUUUUUCUUUGAAGUACAUAGAAAUCUUAGUUGAAUCCCAGACUACAGAAGUCUCGGCAAAAGCUCAAGGCAGCAAUUCAGCGUUUGAUGUCCUGAUGAAUGUGAACAGAGUAAAAAAGUAUGACUGGCUUCCAGAAAAAAAGGACGAUCCUAAGAACAGACAGGAGAAACUGUAUAACGAAAUCCUUGAUGUAUGUGUAACACAAUUCUCCGUUUGCUUCAAUGAAAAACAGAAAGAUGUUGGCAUGCUGAUUAUCAACACUCUAACUGAUGUCUGUUGGUUCUUGGACCCAUUCAUUGAGAGGUUUGAAAAAAGGUGCAUAAAUAUACCCAAAGUAUGGAAGUUUCAUGGGUUCAGGGAUUGGAGAUCACAACACAAGAAACCUCCACAGAUUUCAUCUGAAGAACUUGCCAAAAAAUCCAACGCACUGGCUAAAGUUUUAAUGCUGCCUUGGUGGUUGAACAGGAGUUUUUCUGCCUUCAAAGAUAGCGUGUCGGAACUUCUGUCUGCCAUGGAGUACUAUCAUAAAUCUCUGACUGAUCAACUGGAGAGGACACAAAGGAAUCACUACUCCUCAACCCCAGUGCGAUCAGUGGCUGACAAUUGGGGUCUUACUGUAAUUGAAGCUGAAGAAAUGCAAAGGUAAUUGUCCUUACUGCAUUCUGAACCCCCCACGCCUACCAGGUGAUGUGUUUGAAGGACUCCAUUUCUUGCCUGACCCAGUGUCGGAUGGGGACAACCACUACAAACCAUUUGCAGCAGUUUAUGGCACCAAGACCGACGACAAACAACGUCCAUCUCUAUCUCUGAAACCUGAGAUGACUGACCGGGAUA